AUGCACACCCAUCAUACCCAAAUCACCGACGCGAUCCCUGUCGACCAGCCGAAACCACUCACACAGGAUAAAAUGUCGCACUUCUUGAAGAACCGCGAACGACUGGAGUGCCGGGUGACGAUAUUCCACGCCAAAGUCGCGCAGAAGAGCUACGGCAACGAGAAACGAUUUUUCUGCCCACCCCCAUGCAUCUACAUCGAAGGCGAGGGCUGGAAGGAGAAGAAGGUGGCCGUGCAGACACUGUAUAAGGAGUGGCGGUUGCAUCAAAAACGUGCCAAUCAACUCCCCGAAUACACAGCUGAACAAGAAAAACAACAGGAAGAGCAGGCGGCGGAAUUGGUGUCCUACAUUGGCAUCGGCGGCUCCUCAGAACAAGACCGUCAGGCCCUCGAUUUUACGAAUGGGAAGGACUACUGCGCCGCGAAAACGCUGUACAUCUCCGACGCCGACAAGCGCAAGUAUUUUGAGCUGAACGUCGCCUUCUUCUACGGGUGUCACCAUCAGAUUGGCAACUUUGCCAGCCAGAGGAUUAAGGUGAUCAGCAAGCCGUCAAAGAAAAAGCAGUCGAUGAAGAACACGGACUGCAAGUAUUUGUGCAUCGCCUCGGGGACAAAGGUAGCGCUGUUCAAUCGGUUGCGCUCCCAAACGGUCUCCACACGCUACCUCCACGUCGAGAACGGGGCCUUCCACGCGUCGUCGUCAAAAUGGGGCGCGUUCACGAUCCAUUUGUACAACGACGACCCGUCCACCGCCGAAUCGGCCGACUUCAACGUGAAAGACGGGUACAUCUACUACGGGGCCGUCGUCAAGCUGGUCGAUUCCGUCACCGGAAUCGCCUUGCCAAAGCUGCGCAUCCGGAAGGUCGACAAACAGCUCGUCCAGCUCGACGUCGGCGUGGAGGAGCCGGUUUCGCAGCUGCACAAGUGCGCCUUCCAGAUGGUGGACAAUGAGCUCGUCUACCUCUGCCUCAACCACGACAAGAUCAUCCAGCAUCAGGCCACCCGAACCGAUGAGCAUCACCAUCAGAUCAACGACGGGGCGGCGUGGACGAUCAUUUCCACGGAAAAGGCCGAGUACGCGUUCUACGAGGCGAUGGGCCCGGUGCGCGACGUGGUGACCCCGGUGCCGGUGGUGACCUCGCUGGACAUGAUGCAGGGCGGCCACGAGAGCCCUCGUAUCGAGCUGCAGGGCGUCAACUUCCGGCAGAACAUGAAGAUCUGGUUCGGCAGCACGCCCGUUGAUACCAUGUUCCGUUCUGACGAAUCGCUGACGUGUAUCGUCCCGUCGUUGGCCGUGAUUCGCGAGGAUUUCGCUGAUGGCGACAUGUUUGAUGUGCCCAUCUCGCUUGUCCGUGACGACGGGGUCAUCUACUCCACAAACAUGACCUUCAGUUAUAAGUCUGCUCACCCGCUGGCCCGUGGCUAUCGCUGC
Molecule: messenger RNA, 1431 nt
Organism: Mesorhabditis spiculigera
Lineage: Eukaryota; Metazoa; Nematoda; Chromadorea; Rhabditida; Rhabditidae
Source: the annotation of a GenBank genome assembly